AUGGUUACUCCUUCGAAUCUGCCUGAAACUCCUCGCAAUCUCUUCGAAGUUCACCCAGCACCCAAAACUACUACCACUUCGGACUGUAAAUUUGAAUUCAACAUGGUACUUGGAUGGGGAGACUCUCAUGAUGCCCAUAAGCAGGUUUAUGGCAAAGAAGACAAUCCAAAGUUCUCACAGGAGCUUCUAGCUGGUGCAGCCUCCUUCGAAGGCUUUAGAUUGUUUGAAAAUCACCAACGAAAAGAGGGAAAACCAGUUUCCCAUGCGUUCGCCAAGGAGCUUCUCGUUGGCUUUGUCGGUGGAGAGGUCGACAAAAUGGCCCAGAAGCGGCAUAUGAGCGCAGAGCAAAAGGACGAGGCGAAGCAAUAUGCGCAAGGAAACGCAGAAUCCUUGUAUGAUGAACAUUACGUUCAAGGGCAGGGAGCACAGCAAUAUGAUCCCAACCAAUAUAGCGCUCCAUCGCAUUUCUAA
Messenger RNA from Ophidiomyces ophidiicola, 471 nucleotides. RefSeq names its product Glutathione synthetase. The coding region runs from base 1 to 471 and encodes 156 amino acids. NCBI's taxonomy places the organism in Eukaryota, Fungi, Ascomycota, Eurotiomycetes, Onygenales, Onygenaceae. The record is from RefSeq and is a predicted model, not a curated record. The transcript has 4 exons.